AUGCAGGAGUCCGCUGAUCCCGGGGCGGCCGAUGACCCCGUAAAAGGCCUUAUUCCUGCUGCCACGCAAAAGGGCAAAGUACCCAUCCCCCGGCUUGUCCCUCCAUCACUCAAAAACAAUCAUCAGCGCACUGCCCGUGCGUGCGUGGCCUGCCGGGCCAGGAAGACCAAGUGUGACGGUCGCAAGCCCGUGUGUAGGCAAUGUAGUCGUCUUGCUCUCGACUGUAACUAUGCGGGGUCAAAGCGUGAGCGCCAGCAGCUGGAGCUGGAUUCGGUUCGCUCCCAAGUCACAGCAUAUGAGUCUUUGUUGCGAGAGAUCAUCUCCGAAACUGCCCGCCAGGACAUCAAACCCAUUGAUGAAAUCAUCAGUAAACACCUUCAAGGGAACACCGAUGCAUUCUCCACGCUGAUGACCGCCCAAUCGCUAUCGGAUCAACAUCUGCCACAGCCACUCCCGGGCAUCUCAUUGGCCCGUAUGCACCUAACCCUGGCCUCCAAUCCUGCCAGCGCAACUCAACCUCUGCAGGAUUGUCCCCCGAUCCAAACCACCAACAUCGGUCACUGGACUGACCUUGUUGACAAUACCACGGCCAGCCAUCUUCUGUCUCUGUACUUCACCUGGGACAACCCGACGUGGCACCUCAUCGACCAGGAGCUGUUCCUUCGCGACCUGGAGCGCGGUCAGACGGGGUUCUGCUCACCUCUGCUGGUCCACGCGCUUCUAUUCUUCGGCUGUGUAAUCGCUCUUCCGAGUUUCUCUUACCAUCUGGCGCGACUCACGGAUCGACGGGAGGAGAAGGUUUUGGGCCAGAAGAUCUAUUCGGCCCUGCAACGUCUUUGGAAUGUGGAGAAAGAAAUCACUUGUCUUCCUACAGCACAAUCAAGUGUCAUGAUUGGCUUGCUGUGUUGCACUUUUGGGCUGGACCGGAUGGGCACACGAUACAUCAUGCACGGCGCUACGUUAUGCCUUGGGUUAAGGCUGCAUGAGGAGCGUCCUUCUUUCCUUGAAGAUACUGUCGACGAGGAUGUCGAGUCGCUUCACAGGUGUCAUAGACUAGUCGCAUGGGCUGUAUUUGAUGUUCAAGCACUGGCGGCGCAAGUGUACCGGAAGGAAUCGGCGUGGAAGCAGCCACCGUCUGUCAGGUUCUCGGCGACCGAAGCGGCGGCACUAGACGAUGGCGACGAAUGGAGUCCAUACCCGUUUCUCACCCCUAUUUUCAGGCCGUUUGUGCAUACGGCCGCGAGAGCUCGAGGCGGUCUCGUGAUGAUUGUCAACGACAUAGCGGCUUUUGCGUUGAGGUUUCCAGACUCACCGCUGGAUCAACAGGACUGGGAGUACGGCUUCCAGCUCUACGGGAAGCUCCUGAACUGGCGGGCCAGUUUACCUUCCACCGUCACCCCCGAUGAGAAUACGUCGCCCCAUAUUCUGACGUUACACAUGUACUAUCACGCGACAGUGGUCUCAUUAUGCGAGAUCUUUAAUCUCUAUUCUAAUCCAACGAACAACCCAUUUGAGACGAAGUUUGACACCCAGGGUGCCAAAUUACAAGCCAUGGGGGUCAUCGGAUCUCUCAUCCUGCUGUUCCAGACUUGCCAUGGAUUCAAGUCCUUGCCGAUCGUCAUGCUCCACUACUUCUGUGCGGCGGGCGUACAUUCUGUCUCCCAACUGCGCCCUCAAGACCCGAAGUGGAGCCUCGUCCUGGAGAGCUGCGUGGUCGGGCUCUGGCACAUGAGUCUCGGAUGGGGCCGCCUGUGCACCGCCUUCCUCCGAACCAUCGAACUAGUCCUCAAGGCGACCAAACCCGACCCAUUCCUCAUCUCCCCCAAGGUCCGAGCCGUCAUGCAACAGCUGAGCACGAAUCGAUGGACGGCGACGGACAUCAAGUCCUUGGCGGCGGACUAUGUUGUGUAUCAUGUCCCGAAGUCCGAGGAACCGGGCGCCGCUGCGGGCCCUCAGCACCUGGCUCACGGGCUGCAGAGUCUGAUAGCUGCUAUGGAUGAACACUCUAUUAAGGAGAAGUGA
Molecule: messenger RNA, 2022 nt
Organism: Aspergillus aculeatus ATCC 16872
Lineage: Eukaryota; Fungi; Ascomycota; Eurotiomycetes; Eurotiales; Aspergillaceae
Product: putative C6 transcription factor
Exons: 5
Coding region: 1-2022 (673 amino acids)
Biological process (GO): regulation of DNA-templated transcription; DNA-templated transcription
Molecular function (GO): DNA-binding transcription factor activity, RNA polymerase II-specific; zinc ion binding; DNA binding
Source: RefSeq, a predicted model, not a curated record